Messenger RNA from Hydatigera taeniaeformis, 3075 nucleotides. The record is from the annotation of a GenBank genome assembly. NCBI's taxonomy places the organism in Eukaryota, Metazoa, Platyhelminthes, Cestoda, Cyclophyllidea, Taeniidae.
AUGGACCUUCCAAUAUGCGCCAAAAGGCGCAAAACUGAUGAAGUCAAGGCUUCACCGAAACAAGUUGAUGCGCAUAUUCGGGCGUUCAUAAACGCUGUAAUAACUAGCGCUCAGAAUCCUGCCGAUCCAUCUUCAAGCACAAAGAGCAGGCUAGCUUCUGUCGUGAGCAAGUCCUUUGUUAAACGUCGGCGAAAUGUUCCCCGUCUUGACGCCUCAACUCAGACGGAGGAAGAGAAUUUCAUUGAACCGUCAACUCCGGUUCCUCAGCCUCCUCCCUCACCUACCGCUCUCUUGUCUGAAAAUGCGGCUGCCUACUACGCGUCGGCCACCACCAGCGAGGGUACCUUCGCUCCAAGCACUGGGCCUUCCAACACAGACCUUCAAUACUUUGCAUCCGACUCUGUCUCUAAGAUCUCCUCCUCUGAGGUGCGUCAGCUUCUCACCAAUUGGGUACGACAGUACGAGCAAUGGUUUUACCAGAAUUUCGGUGUCGACGUCAAUUCAGUCCCCACUGAAAUGUAUACAACUCACACUCCUCCACCACCUCCACCGCCACCCCAAGAUUCCGACAGUGAUAGGGCUGUCGCUUGUCAAACGCCCUUCUGCAUUAGCUCUGAGCCAGUUAUGUAUCCUCAAUCGCUAAUAUACGCUCCUGCUGGUGUGGAUCCUAUUGCUUCAAUUUUGUCGGCUCAAGCGGCUGCACAGAAUCUCCUUUCCAGGUACAUCAUCACCCAGCAAGCACAGCAACAGGAACAAAUAAUGGCAGUUGCGGCGGCAGCAGCCGCAGCAGCUUCCAUGGCUGCACUGCCAACACCUAUGGUGUGCCUUCCUCCCGCCAAACCUCUUACUUCGAUUGCUUCCGUCCCUGUAGCUGAAACAGGUGUGGUUGCUGGGAUCGAUCCGAAAGUGGCCGAAUCGCCGGAGCUCAGCGGUCCUGUCACUCAGUACGGCGCCUAUGGAAUCUUGCGGCCCUGUCCUAUCGAUGUGGCAGAUACGCAGAACGGCGAUGGCGAGAGGGGUGGAGCUCGGGAAGGUGAGGAGGAGCUUCCAAUCUACAUCACUCCUGAGGACUACCGCAACAGACCACACUCUUGGAUGCCACCCCCACCGCCCACUGUGUUGUUGAUAAGGAAACAGACUCUAGUGUGUGUGAUGCAGCUGCAAAUCUGCAGGAAGGUGCAUGAAAUAGAUGUGCGGAAGGCGUCUGCUACCAAGGCUCCCGUCAGCAUCGACUACGUUGCUGCUUUAGAAAGCACAGUGGAGAGGUACGUUAAGGUCAAAGUCACCUACGUUUUCAACCGAAUCAACCGCCUCCCCACCAAGGCUCAAACACUCUUCAUUUGUGGUCCCAAACACGCUGUUUUGGCAACUCCUUCCAUCAAAAAACAUUCACUGUCGUCAUCACUUCGGAUGCAGCCACCAGUACCAGUAGGGAUUACUAACGGCGAUACGGGAGACAGCAUUGAUGGUGUUCCAAACAAGCCUUUCACUUCUAAUUCCUUGGAUAUCGACUCGGAGGAUGUAACCGCCGAUGUUGACAAAGUGGAGGAUGAGGAACAGAUGGAGAUAGAUUCAGCCUGUGAGGAGCACUCCAGAACGAUGUACAUAUGCGAUCUACUCAUCGGUGAUGUCUUUAUCUGUCAGGCCCUCGCCGACUGUAAACUCCAAGCCAAAAUGUGUGCGGCACGAAAGGCGCUGAUGGUUCUCUCAAGGCCCAACUUCCUCGUAGGUGCGGUUCGAACCUGGUAUGGUAACGAACCCGGAUAUGGCGCCGUUGACUAUCUGACCUUGUGUCUCAGCCCCAAAGCUGAUCAGGUGCCCCAGCUAACUCCCUUCUUGGCCGACCCGCUGGCUCCUAUCCCCUCUGACCAACCGAUUAGCCCCGGAGAUCCGGCGGAGACUUACAGGGUCUGCAAUCCCAAACCAUUUUACGACCUCUGGCUCUACACCGCACUCCCAAUCGCUGUCAAUGUUGACAAUGCGCUGGUACCGGAGCAGUUUCUAGCUCAGUCAGCGGAAUUCAGCCAGAUGACGGUGAAUUUUGAGUUGGAGUUCGACCCCGCCGAGGGCGUUUUCACAGCCUUCGGCCUGGUGGAUGCGCAGCGCUGCGUUAAAGCAACCUCUAUCAACGUUGUCACAGCCCGCGCUAAAGCUGCCUCCCGUCUCCUGCGACGACUGAAGAUCUCGCAACCGGUAGUCGGUCUCCUACUUCCCCCUCCUGACCCACUUGCGGAUGAUGAACUGCCCGGUUCACGCGUUCAAGACGACGAGGACUCAAUGCAUCCACUGUGGGGUCUGACGGAGGCCAGCAUUGUGGAUAGUCUGAUGUGGGGCAAACACGAAAAACAGUUCGCCCUCCCCAUCGAACAUUUGGAAGCACAUUGUGAAAUUUUUGGCAGUUCUUCCGUUGCCAGGAGCAAGGACCCAGACUUUGCAGCAGCAGGCAGCUGUUUCUUCACCUCCCGUGAACACUUGGAACAGUACUUGGAGGCGUAUGCGGCAUCAGCUUUGGUGACGCCUCUCCGUAUAUCACUUCGCGCUCUCCCUCAUGCUCUUUGGCAUAUGGCACGCACCGCAGCGCAUUCCUGGGGCCUCCUCACUCGCAUUGAAUUCGAGGUACCUGAGCAUCUGAAUACAGCCUUUCUUCUCGUAUGUAAGCGUGCACCUCUGCCGCGUCUCAAACGCACCCUCUUUGAGCGCACCGAGGUCGGUGUCUUCUACCUUCUUUCCCGCGGAAACCUACCCCCUCUUGCCCUCCGCAGUCUCUCUGAAGCAGACCUCCUCGAUGCCGAACCGGUCUCCGCUUCAUCUUCCCCAUCUACUGUUCAUCCUCCACCACUGUUGUCGGAUCCGUUCACUCAAGAGGACAACGAGAUGGAGAUAAAUGAUCCACUAACUCGCAUGGCACGUGCUUUCCACGCUACGGCGGUGAAGCAGGAGGCGACAGACGCAGUAGCAUUGGGAGCAGACGAGGCGGAUCUAAUGUUGGUUUCUGCAGAACUCAAUCAGCCCUCCAAUGCUGUGGAGAUUCUCGACGAUUUACCACGGCAGCUGAUUCCUGGAAUCGAUUUUUAG